Bombus pyrosoma is the source of this 994-nucleotide messenger RNA. RefSeq lists its product as uncharacterized. The record is from RefSeq and is a predicted model, not a curated record. The transcript has 3 exons. Lineage: Eukaryota; Metazoa; Arthropoda; Insecta; Hymenoptera; Apidae. The coding region runs from base 671 to 925 and encodes 84 amino acids.
GAGGGAGGAAGACGGUCGCGGAGGGUGUCAGAGGCGGAAACUGUGAGUGCGAGGAUGCGCAAGAUAAACCGGUCCUGCCCGACAGUCCUCGCGCGACUCUCGUGCUGUGAACAUCGCUCGCUUGGCUUCCAAUCAAGAACGUCAGUGUUCUGAACACUCGACGACGACGACGACUCGAAACUUUUCUACGAUUCACCGUCCAAAGUAACUUUUACCGGCUUCGACGCCCUAACCGUUUUCGCGAAAUACUUUGUAAAACUUCGCGAAAACGCUGCGAACUUGACAUCACGGACAACAUGAAGAGACCUAACUCGACGCACGUGACGAUGGAAAUUUUCUCGCCGAUGAAAAGUGAGAAAGAAGUGCGGUCGAAGUUUCAAAUACGCACACGCGACGCGAACGAAUGAAGAAUCUGUCGGGGUAACAGACUACGCUCUGGACUUAGCUUUUCAAUAUCAAAGAAUUGAACACCAAAUAGAACAGUGGUGAAGAAUGACUAUUCUGCUCACGUGCUACCUAUAGAAAAAUCGUGAUGUAUUCAAACGUCCUACGAACUCAUUUUCACUGAAAAUUAUUUAAAUUCCUCAGACCAACUCUGAUGAUUUAUUCGUAAGAAUUGAAAAUCAGAUGGUGUAAACAUUAGCUAACAAAACACUAUCCGAAAUAUAACAUGGGGGACGAAAUUUCGAUAUUCUUAGUGGUGAUUCUUGCAAUUGGCGGUUUAAUGAUGAUGAGCGCAUUGCUAGCCUGCUACGCGUGUAUCUUCAGAGAUCUCUGCUGUAGACCAGAGGACAGAUCAAAAAGGAGACGUGCCCAGAGCCCUCACCAUGAACCUGAUGAUCCUAACAGACCCAGAUUGGAGGCAAUGCUAUUAAACGACAUUACGCAAGGAGAAAGUAUGCCUACUGAAUCUGAAAAGGUUUAAUCAAAAGAAACUAUACGCGAUAUGAAAUUUAUAUCAAGGAUUAACUUCUUUGAACGUAAAUCGAUAAUC